GGCCAGGGCAGGCGGAGCGCCCGCGGGCGGCGGUCCUCGGCCUCCCGGGUCUGCGCUCCGGGAAGCUGCUCCGAGCCGGGGUGUUGUUGCUAAUGAGCUCUCUCUCCUCCCCUCUUACAAUGAAAGACAAGCCAGCCCCGGGGUACCUGGAUGGAUUGAGAGCCGAAGUGUCAGAAACUUCAUAAUAAGUUGCCGAUGGCUACCAGCCAAGGCUGGAGGGUUGUUUUGCAGUUGUGUUGAGCACAUCACACAUUCAGGGCCCUUUAAAGACCUGGAUUGAUUGGAAGGACAAAAAUUAAAAGCAAUCUGAUCCGGCCUCAUGCCAGAUCCCUGAGGAUUUGCUCCCUAUCCCAUUUCCAUCCACUGUCACAAUUUGAGAGCCUGCCUGAUUUGAUCAGAUUCACCUCUGGGAGAGGUGCAAUGCCAAGGUUAGGAGGACAUGAAGUUAUGGGCAACUUUUUGAUCUGCCCAUCAGCAGUCUGAGAAACGCUGGCUCUGAGUUUUCCAAGUCAGCCUUUGGGAAGAAACAAGUUCCUCGCUCUUUGCAACCCGGCCGUGUUCGAGUCCCUGGGACAUCCAGCCACCGUUGCCUGGUAGAUGUGGCACUUUCCAUGCUGAGGCCGAGAGUCCCGCCUGACCCCGUUGCUGCCUCUCCAGGGCCUCUCCGGGCCACGCCCCUGCGGACUGCGCAGCCAUGCUGCACCUGCUUGCACUUUUCCUGCACUGCCUCCCACUGGCCUCUGGGGACUACGACAUCUGCAAAUCCUGGGUGACCACGGAUGAGGGCCCCACCUGGGAGUUCUACGCCUGCCAGCCCAAAGUGAUGCGGCUGAAGGACUACGUCAAGGUGAAGGUGGAGCCCUCAGGCAUCACGUGCGGAGACCCCCCUGAGAGAUUCUGCUCCCACGAUUUAGCUGGAGAGACAAAAGGAGUGACAGUAGAGCAUAACAGGAGACAAUGCUGUCGACCAGGCAUGGAAUGGGAGGAGAACCCCUACCUGUGCAGCAACGAGUGUGACGCCUCCAACCCGGACCUGGCCCACCCGCCCCGGCUCAUGUUCGACAAGGAGGAUGAGGGCCUGGCCACGUACUGGCAGAGCGUCACGUGGAGCCGCUACCCGAGCCCGCUGGAAGCCAACAUCACCCUUUCGUGGAACAAGAGCGUGGAGCUGACGGACGACGUGGUGGUGACCUUCGAGUACGGCCGGCCCACGGUCAUGGUCCUGGAGAAGUCCCUGGACAACGGGCGCACGUGGCAGCCCUACCAGUUCUACGCGGAGGACUGCAUGGAGGCCUUCGGCAUGGUGGCGCGCCGCGCCCGCGACCUGUCGUCCUCGGGCGCCCACCGCGUGCUGUGCACCGAGGAGUACUCGCGCUGGGCGGGCUCCAAGAAGGAGAAGCACGUGCGCUUCGAGGUGCGGGACCGCCUGGCCAUCUUCGCUGGCCCCGACCUGCGCAACAUGGGCAACCUCUACACGCGGCUGGAGAGCGCCAAGGGCCUUAAGGAGUUCUUCACUCUCACGGACCUGCGCAUGCGGCUGCUGCGCCCUGCGCUGGGGGGCACCUACGUGCAGCGGGAGAACCUCUACAAGUACUUCUAUGCCAUCUCCAACAUCGAGGUCAUUGGCAGGUGCAAGUGCAACCUGCACGCUAACCUGUGCUCCGUGAGGGAGGGCAGUCUGCAGUGUGAGUGUGAGCACAACACCACGGGCCCCGACUGCAGCAAGUGCAAGAGGAACUUCCGCACCCGGUCCUGGCGCGCCGGCUCCUACCUGCCGCUGCCCCACGGCUCUCCCAACGCGUGUGCUGCUGCAGGCUCUGCUGUUGGCAGUGUCGGCAGGCCCCGGAAAGACCCCGUCCCCAAGGCCCCUUUGGCCACUGUGGCCAUGAGAGGGGUCCCCAGCACUCCUGCCCCCUCCACUUCCACUGGGCGGGCCCCCAUGGCCCCCAGCACCCCACAGCCCACAGAGUGGAUCAGGUCAUCUACCGCUGCCCCCCUUGGGGAGAGCUCCCCCUGGCCCCAGACGCCCUCCAGUGCAGAAGCUGUGGGCACCUCCGCCACUGCCCUUGCCCCUGCCCCGGCCUCCAAACCUUUCCAGCUCAAGCCCAAAUCGGCUCAAGUGGUGCCCAUUGAAGAGUUCCAAGGUAAGAGGAAGGCCCCGGGCCGGACCAGCCCCCCUCCAGCACCUCUACCCUCACCUCCGCUGGAAAGCAAUGAUGCAGGACGGAGGACCCACGCCUGGCUCAGAAAACCCUCCCGGAGUAGCUGGGUCAAGGUGAAACUGAGCCUCUCUUCCCUCAGUUCUUCCUCCCCAAGGGAGCUGGGAGCAGGUAUGAGUCAGAAGCACAGUGGGCAGGCCCGGGGUAGGCAGAGCAGCAACCAGAAAUAGCCUGUCCUGGCCCCCCUGGGAGGUGUGGCCCAGGGGGGCUCGUCUCGGUUGAAGCAAGAGCUGGGACACGGAGGUCACUGCCACUACUCCUUGAGACAUUUGGAUGCCUCACCUUCUCAUUGUUCCUGGAGGGACAGGUGAAGGGGGCAGGUCCAGGAGGCCCAAGGUGUGGCAUGCCCGCUGUCUCCUCCUGGGCACAGCUCCGAGGCUCGUUUCUCCAAGGUCUCUCAUGCCCUUGACCACCAAGGCCUCGUCAAUUCCUUCCUCUCCCAUCACAAAGGGAGGUUGGGUCCUCUAGAGAUACACAGAUGGCGUUUCGGGAGGGUGGCCAGCGUCCUUCCUGUUCAAGGGCAGCCACAUUGACUUUCCUGUUCAAGGAGAUGUUCAGCCCCUUAGGAGGGACACCAAGGGAUGGCCGCCUUCGUGGAGGCAGGGAGUGAAGCCCCAAUGCCUUCAGGAUGGCUUCCCUGGCCGUCAUGGGAC
Callorhinus ursinus (northern fur seal) is the source of this 2872-nucleotide messenger RNA. Lineage: Eukaryota; Metazoa; Chordata; Mammalia; Carnivora; Otariidae. The record is from RefSeq and is a predicted model, not a curated record.